CGGACAUUGAGAGUGAGUACUCGUGUGCCGUGGACGGAAGAUUCGUGGAGAUCGAAACAUCGUGUGUUGAUAAUGUGAUGUGACAAAUAAACUUGAUAACAAUAUGCAUGACGCAGAUGUGGCGAAAACAAAAUUUGAUGUAUCGCAACAGUCACAAAAGAAACAAUGAAAAGAUAUUAAAUCUUGAAAAUGGCGCUCGAAGUGACGAACAACAUAACUCUUACUCUCACAAACUUGUUUGAAGAGAUGCUACAAGCUACGGAUGAAUCUGUUGGUAACAAGAGUGUAGAUAGUUCUCAAAUAAUCUCUGUGCUCAGGGAAAGUUCUACAAGGAACAAUCAUGAAUCGCUUGAUUUUGGGACAUUAGUGAAAUUGGUUGGCGGUUGGCGAACAAAACUCAACUUGACCAAGCCAAUCGAACCUGCAUGUCAUUACUGCGAAGGGAAUAUAAGAGAACUCAUUCUUGCCUACAACAGUAUACACGGAUAUAUCAGCCUCAUCGUUUGUUUCUUCGGGUCGUUAGCCAACGCCCUGAACGUGGCGGUCCUGACGCGCCGGGACCUAGCCGCCGCUCCUAUCAACAGGCUGCUGAAGUGGCUUGCAGUCGCUGAUGUCUUCGUCAUGAUGGAGUACGUCCCUUUUGCUGUGUAUCGCUACCUGAUACUUCCUGGUCAGCGAGAGAUGCCGUACAAAUGGGCCGCGUAUCUUCUGUUUCACAUGCACUUCGCUCAAAUAUUCCACACAGCUUCGAUAUGUCUUACGCUAUCGCUCGCUAUCUGGAGAUAUAUAGCAAUCAAGUAUUCAGACAGAAGCCACGUCCUAUGUACGGAGAGACGGUGUAGUACAGCUAUAUUGAGCAGUUUCAUCCUUCCCCCGCUUCUUUGUAUACCCACAUUUAUGGUUUUCGACAUUCACACUGCUGUUGUGUUAGAACCAAAUGGUCCUAUGAUUCUGUAUCACGUAGAUUCUGAUGAGGAAGGACAAUUAUUUAAGAUCAAUUUCUGGGUACACGCAGUUGUUAUAAAACUGUUGCCAUGUUGUAUUCUUACGAUAAUAAGUCUCUGGUUAAUAAGAGAAGUAUACAGUGCAAAUGAACAUCAGAAAAAGAUACGUCUCACCACGACUAAUGAGAAGACAUUGAAGCGACAGAACAAAGGAGAUAAAAGGACUAAUAGAACAACGAAAAUGCUUGUCGCAGUAUUGCUGCUGUUCCUAGUCACUGAAUUACCUCAAGGGAUAUUAGGUCUUAUGAGUGGAGCUUUGGGGCGAUGUUUCUUCAAGCGUUGUUAUGAUUUGUUUGGAGAGCUGAUGGAUGCAUUAGCGUUACUUAAUGGAGCUAUUAAUUUCAUCCUAUAUUGCUCAAUGUCGCGACAGUUUCGGAUGACGUUCAGACAGCUGAUGUGGCGCGCUCAUUUACAUAGCUGGCCGCCGCCUCAACCUUCACAUUCUGAUGGCGUCAACACCGCUAAGACAUCGGUUCCCUGAGAGAAGAUAGUACAAGAGAAACACGCAUAUGUGAUGCAACAGUUUGUUUAAACUACGAUCGUUGUUAGUUAGUUAUAUAAGUUCCUCAUUAAUAAUAAGGCUAAUUUUAAAUUUUACUUGAUGAAUACUACACUGCUAUUUAUGAUGAAUAUUUUUAAAUAAAAAAUAAUAAUCUAUAACUUCUAUGGAGACUAAGAAUCUCUUAGAUUAUAGAUGUGAAUUCUACAGAAGAUCCAAUAAGGAUCAUAACAUGGUAUCGUGUAGUAGGCCAAGUUACGGUAGAAAGGCAGGGCUCGAGUUCCAUUUCGUAAGAAUAUUUUAUAUUUUCUAAUAAUUUGGAUAAAAUACAUAAUAAAAGAUAAAAAUAAUAAUUGGAUCAAAAGUUUGAAAUAAACGUCAUCUGUUGUUCGGUUGUUUAGCACUAUUAGAGAAGCAGAAUUAGACACUCUCAACACAAAUCCCAGCUUUGCUAAAAUAUGAUCUAUGUGUGGGACAAAUGUCAAUUGAGAGUCUAUAAUGACACCCAAAUCCCGAAUCUGUGUUUCACGUGAUAAAACCUUACCGCUUAAAGUAUAACUGUUGUUAAUAAUGUUGUGUUUUCUGCUAUAACUAAUGACGUGACAUUUAUCCAGAUUUAGAAAUAUUUAAUUAUCGGUACAAUACAUUUCAACUGCUUUUAGAUCAUUUUGUAGUAAUUCGCAAUCUUGAGGAUUUUGAAUUAUUCUACAGAUUUUAGUAUCAUCCGCAUAAAGUAAUAUAUUAGUGUUAUGGGCUAUAGAACUUGUAUCAUUUAUAUAGAGAUGAAAUAAUAACGGCCCAAGGUGGGUUCCUUGAGGAGCGCCUGAACUUAUUUCUUUAUAUUGUGAUGCGAAACCCUUUACAACAACUGCUUGAGUCCUUUUUUCUACUUGAUCCAACGUAGGAGAUCACCAAGUCCAUUCCAACCAAGAUAACCAAGUGGAUUCCAUGUCAAGAUUUCUAAGUUUUCUAGUAAUAAAGGAUCUAAGCUACUAGGUUCAAAAACUGACUGAAAAUGCUCACUAAAUAGUUCACAAAUAUGCAGUCCAUCCAUCGCGUGUAUCCACAACCAUUCGGAAGAGGAGGCAGGAGGGGUAGGCCAGUCUCUGCGUUGCGACAACAAGGUGUUGCGCACGGCUAUCAUUACCCCGCCACCGCGCUCAUAGCCGCUUUCCUGCGAACAGCGAUCACAUCGAAAUACCUUACAUCUGCUAUCGAUAUACUCACGAUCAAAAAAAUCGGCAUUCAACCAACUUUCCGUGAUGCAUAAAAAGUCAUACUUGGACAAUGAAACCUUAGAUAAGAAAUCACGUGAUUUAGUUCUGAAGCCCCGCACAUUUUGAUAAUAACCAAUUAAGCGUGUAAAAAUAAAAUAAUUAAAAUGUUAAGCAAUAUUAUAACUACAGUAAAUAGAUGUGAGCGAAUUACUUUUGAAAUAAUGAGAAUGGUUACGCAUUUAUUUAAAUUAAGAACGUUGUAGCAGCAUUUUUUUUGAUUUGCUAUGAAGAUGACAAAAGUGAAUUUUAAAUAUUUUAGAUUUUGAAAUCUAAUUUUAAGAAGUUGCACAUAACUAUUAAAAAAAUUAGAAGAGUGAUAAUAUAUAUAUAAAACUGUAAAGAAUAUGAUUUGCUGUAUUCUUAUUUUUACAUCUUUCUUUUCAUUUUUAGCAUCAAAGUAAUAUUUUGAUAGUUUGUUUGUAGUUGUACAAAAAGACUCUGAACACAACCAAGUAUAAAAAUAAUAACAAAAUAAAUACCGUCAUUUCAGUUUGUCUAGAUCACUAUCACAUUUUAUAUACACCACUCUUGAUUUAUUAUUUUUUCGCAUCAUGAUGUUACAGUCACGGACCCACAAAUAGGUAAAAACAAGUUGUAGUUUAACUUCCCUGACACGUUUAAGCAACAAUUUGUUUCGGGGGGUAAGGUGGUCACCGAGGUCCACCAUGGCCCCGGCAGGCCAAUAUCACCGGAGGAGAGCCCGCGACGCGCGCGCAGCUGCCAACAAGCUGUCCUAAGCACGGUGCCGCAAGAACUUACGAUUAUGGCUGGCAAUCUCUGCGACUCCCGACUGCCCCGUUUACCUUUAGCGUUUGCGAAGCGACGUACCCGAACUAUGGAGUCCAUUUCACCGUCCUCCAACGUCAUUCCCACCUUGUUACAUAUGGAAUAUAAUAUAUUAUUCAGGUUCUCGCCGCUCGCCACUUUUAUUCCGAUAUUUCUAUAUUGUUAAGCCUGGAUGGUACACGGUUUCUUUCAUAUCAUGAAUAUUUUUUGCAUACUAGAUAUAGCAGCGACCUUUGUUUCAACAUCGACGAGGCGAUAAUCAAAAUUGACGAGUUUUGAAUCCAUCUUAGAUAGUUUGUCGUUUAGGUUUUGAAGGUAAGGUUUUUAAUUUCCGUCUUCAUUACUGUAAAAUCUUCUCUAAACUUCUUAAUCUCUCUGAGUAUAUCAGAGAGGUGAUAGUCUGAGUUACAGGCCUUCGAGGAUGUUCCUGUAGAAGCGGUGGCAGUGCGGCACUGCUCAAGUCCCAUCUUUCGAUAGGAUGACUCCGCCACUCCAGAACACCCAUAGUGAAGAUGACCUUCACAUAGGCCACUGAUCACAGCAUCAGCCACCACAUUACCACACUUUACACAAUUCAUUAUUUAAUGAGGGUAGUUGCACACAAAUAAUUAGAUAACAACAUACGGACUAGUGAUUUUUACGGCGCGUGUGAAACCGGUUAAUGACUGCGCGAGACUAUUUACGGAACAUAUUGAUAUUUUUUUAAUUAAUUAACACAUAUCACUUCUCACUUUUUUAGCCUUACUACUCGUCCCCUCUCUUUCUCUAUCCUUUUUUUAUGACCAAAUUAUCAUGCAAUCUUUGUAUAUAUCAUUUUUAUUAUUUAUUUUAUUACUAUGAAUAGGGAAUUUAGAUGCACUUAAAUCCUAGGAUCUAUUGUGCCCACUGCUUGCGCUAGCGCACCCACCCUCAACUUCUUAUGUCUAAAAAACAAUGAGCUGUGGAAAAAUCGAGGCUACUGACUAGGAAACGUAUGCCGGGAUUUAAAUUAAGAAGCGUAGGAUCCUCAGAGGGUCUCCUGGCAGGGCACGUCCUCUGCUUUGAGCGAGGGUGACAGGGUUUUGAGACACCCCUGCCUGAUUCUGGCAAUGGCCUCGCAUUUAAGAAGGAAGUUGUUAUGGUCUUCAGUGGCUUUACAGGAGAAUUCGCACAGGUUUGAUUCACUGAGACCCAUUCUGGCUAGGUGCCCGUUCAACUCACAGUGGCCUGAGAGGAACCCCAUGAGGGCUGUCAGUUGUUUCUUGUCCAAGUCUAUGCAUUGUUUGGCACGCUUACGUUGAUAGUUGCCUAGGAGCAGCUUGGCCUGGUAGCGAGGACCAGUGACUGGCUGCUUCCAGCAUUUCUUGAUUCCUUAGGGCGUUGCGGAUAAGAGAUUCACCGGCUCCACAAAAGGGUUCUGGUCCUAUGCAGGGAGAUAAGGCUCCAUCCUUAGCUAGCCGGUCAGCUAUCUUAUUACCUUUGUGUCCCGGUAUCGAGGCCAGAGUAACUUUGUUGCUCUGGCUAAGGAUAUCCAGUUUUCUUCUGCAUUCCCACACCAACCGUGAAGUCAUUGCGUAGGAUGUCAAUGCCUUGAGAGCUGCUUGGCUAUCAGACAUUAUGGUAAUUCCUGUCGAGGUUCAUUUGUAGACCUGUCCAGUGCAUAUACUUCCGCCUGGUAUAUAUUUGCUGCUUACCUAAGGCUUCAUGGUAAUUUGUUGCUGGGCCGUAAACUCCAUCACCAGUUCCGGCUUCAGUCCUGGAGCCAUCCGUAUACCACUUAAUGGUAUGACUAUCAAGGCUUACCGUGGUAUCACAGUAGUAGCAAAAUUCUGGGGGAAUUCUGUCAUGUGGCAUAAACCACGUGUGUGAGCACUUUGCCAGCCAGCUAUAGAUCGCGCUGGUUGCAUUUAUGCCCGUUCUAAUCCCGCUAUUUUUAUUCUGAUUUUGGCCAUUCUGGCAGUCGUUGUUACAGCUAUAUGAAGAAGUGGUAGAUCUAAUAUCACCUCCAUGGCUGCAGUUGGGCAGGAUUUCAUUGCGCCUGUGACGCAUAAGCAUGCUAGCCUUUGUAGUUUUGUAAGGCAUAGUUUCACAGCUACGUUAGAUGUUUUCUUUUUAUUUGCCCACACCACACAACCGUAUGUGAUGAUGGGUCUAGCAAAGAAUAAGUAUAUUUCACGAAGGAUUCUGGGGGAUAGCCUUCAGUUCCUUCCGGCAAACGAUUGCAGAUCAUGAGUGCCCUGGUGGCUUUAGAUGACACGUUCUGCAUGUUUUCUCUACCAUGGUUUGUUCAAUAUUUGUCAUAACUACCAUUAGGAGCCAGCUAGAUCGAUAUGCCCUCAGCCCCACAGUCCCUCCAUCUCGUCACUUUUGUUAUAAACACUCAUUUAUCAUUCUUAUUUUGCCUAACAUAUAAAGUAGUAUUUAUAUAAGAUCAGGGUUUCUAUAUACAAAAUCAAAACAAGAAGGCAAUUAUUAUGGUAACGUUGAUUACAUACAUAUUGUAUGGUUGUAUAUUUUGAUGUUUUAAUUAACUGUGCUUAUAAUUAAUGUUAGACAGUAUGUUGUGUAAAUGUAUUGUAAGUACCAAAGCUUAAACCAAAUAAUUUAUAUAUUUAUGAUAAUAUCCACGUAUUCUUACUUUAAUAACAUUAAUUCCAGAAUAACUUGAAAUAUGUUAUGAAAUUUGCUUUGAAUACAUAAUAUUAAAUUUUAUUAAACGCAUUUUUCUUGGAAAUGCAUUACAUUUAUACGAAUUUAUAAAAAAAUAUAGUUUCUUUUUUUGUUAUAUGUUUGACCUUUUGUAGAUCUUUUAUACAUAAUUUAAUAGGUUGUGACAGUAGUGAAAAAGAUGAUUUUUUUUUAAUAAUUGACUUUGACAAUUAACCUCUAUUCAGAGCAAUGUACGCACACUAACUAAAAUUGACAUACAAAUCGCGAGUGUAAGACGUAACUUGUCACGUACACUAAAGUAAUAAACCUGGCCUAUUUUCAUCGGUUGUCUAGCAGCAAGAGGCUCUAUAUUGACGUAUAAAUUAUCGAAGGCUUGACAUGUGUGGUUAAGAUACGUAAUUGUGACUUAAUAUGUUUACAUACUUAAAGCAACGUCAGAGAUCCAAAAUUAUUAUUGCGAAUAAAUAUAUUCUUAAAGCUCUGCUCAUAACAACGAAAUAUCUUUGAAAAUAAUAUGUUUCUAUUUACUUUAGUUAGUAGUUAGUGACGAUACUGACGAUGGAAACGUGAUACCGAUCAGAUUGUUUUGUUCAAUCAACUAUAUUAUAAUGGGCAGGACUUAUUAUUAUAAUAAUAUUAUAUAAUUGCAUGUCCAUUUUUAAAUAUAAUUAAUUAUAAAGUUGUUAAUAAAAUUAGUACCUAGAUACAAAAAUGACGCUGAUGUUUCUCUUGUACGCGAUAAGUUAAUUUAAUGUCUGUAAUAUAUUUCUAACAAAAUAACUUCUAUAUUUACUUAGUAUCUGAGCCAUUGUGAAGUUUCACUUUGAAGUGAUACAAAAGUUGAAGACACUGUUACACCUCUUGGUUUGAUGUAAAUAAAAUUAAAUGGUGCAGUAA
Messenger RNA from Leptidea sinapis, 7112 nucleotides. RefSeq names its product G-protein coupled receptor dmsr-1-like (gene NGR-A3). Lineage: Eukaryota; Metazoa; Arthropoda; Insecta; Lepidoptera; Pieridae. Gene Ontology annotation, biological process: G protein-coupled receptor signaling pathway. The record is from RefSeq and is a predicted model, not a curated record. Gene Ontology annotation, cellular component: membrane. The transcript is spliced from 7 exons. Gene Ontology annotation, molecular function: G protein-coupled peptide receptor activity. The coding region runs from base 190 to 1485 and encodes 431 amino acids.